Messenger RNA from Paramacrobiotus metropolitanus, 2683 nucleotides. RefSeq names its product beta-1,3-galactosyltransferase 5-like. Gene Ontology annotation, cellular component: membrane. The coding region runs from base 753 to 1790 and encodes 345 amino acids. NCBI's taxonomy places the organism in Eukaryota, Metazoa, Tardigrada, Eutardigrada, Parachela, Macrobiotidae. The transcript has a single exon. The record is from RefSeq and is a predicted model, not a curated record. Gene Ontology annotation, molecular function: hexosyltransferase activity.
AACAAAGAGAUGGCGUUCUGUUCGCCUUUGUCGUCAUUUUCUGGCAGUAGUGACAUAAUUACCGUAUAUCACCUGAGCCAGUAUGUGCGUCGGUAGCAUUAGUUAAAGCUGCAAGAGUUGCUUACUCACAGAGAGAUUAUGAAUUUUUCUAAUCAGUUAUCGUUAUUUUAAAUUGACAAAGAGAGCGGAUCAGAAAUAUCAAGUUUUAGAAUUGUUUGGCCACCAAGUAGAAGCGCUGUUGGAACUGUAAAUUAUAACAGGUUUUGACCCGCCAUUUCGGGGAAAAAUUCGUCGACCAGCACCAAGUCGCCGUAACACAAUGUCGUCCCUUUACGAAAUCGAGCGGACAUUUUACUAAACUAUCUAAGAUUUUUCGUUUCCAUGCUUAUCUUAGGCUUUACAUGUUUUUUUUUGUUUUCCAAAUUCUAGAGCAGUCGAGCUUACUCGAAACAAAUUCUUUACGCAAGCUGCAUAAGUGCUUGUGUCAUGUAGCUUUUAUUUGGAGCAAUUGUUUUGUCAUUAUAUUUCACCAUUUUAACAUAUGGCCUAAAGGCGUUAUCUUACGCUUCUUCUGUAUUCACGAAAUGGACUGUCGGUGUUUGCAGUUGAUCCGCUAUCGCUAUGAAAAGCAAAUCAUUCGAUGCUGUUAUGGUUAGCUGAUCGAGAAACGACGCAACUUUGGUUGCCCUUUUUGGAAAAAAUUAUUCUUAUUUUGAAAUAAGGAAUUAAAAACAGAUUUGUUGCCGGCUGCUAUGAUUUUAACGGUGCUUGGUUUUAAAACGCGUCGAUUUUUCACGCGGUUUGCAACUUUUGGUGUUGUCAUCGGCAUUACGUGCACGGUUAUAAUGCUGUAUUUCAGGAUCGAAAAAUCAGGCUUUGCGAUCCAAUCAUUAUCGAAGGACAGCUUAAUUUUUCACAUCAAAGAUCAGCUGGAAUCCAAAUUUAAUGGAUCUGAUAAAUAUGCGCUAGACUAUCACAAGACUGUUAUGGACUACUCAUUGACUCCUCAGCCUUGUGGCAUUGUUGGUACUGUGCCUUUCCUGGUGAUUUUGGUAAUUAGCAAACCUGGGGGAUUUGAUCGACGCCAAGUAAUCAGAAAAACUUGGGGCUCUUUAGCAAACCCCAUCUGCGGUGUGCGCAGGUACUUCUUGCUGGGGCGAAUUCUCGACAAGGAAAUCUCAUCGAAGUUAGUGGUGGAAGCUGCAAUGUACGGAGAUAUAAUACAAGCCAAUAAGUAUGAUGAUCAGUACCGCUCGUCAUCGACAAAAACGCUUUUUGGAUACCAAUGGGUUGCAACAUUCUGUCCCCAAGCGGUUUUUACUUCUAGAAUUGAUGAUGAUAACUGGUUAAAUCUGCCAAAAUUUUAUGAGGUUUUAAAAAAAUCGGAAUUUACCGAAGCAGUGUAUGGUAGUCCUAUCGGCGCUGGCUCAACCGUAGUUCGCAGACCGGACACUAAAUAUGGCAUUCCAAGGGAGGAGUAUGGUCCUGAUUUUUUUCCCGAAUACUCCUCAGGAAUGUUUUUUACAGUGCCCACAAAGACAAUAAAAAGGAUUCUUUAUUUCAGCAAAAAAAUUCCUACUGUGUUCUUGGAUGAUGUUUACAUAGCAGGCUUACUUGCAAAAGCAGCCAAUCUAUCCAGAGUUUCUUUACCGGAAAUGGCUUGGUCGCCUGGAACGAAGGAGACUGAAUGCGAGAAAAGAGACAGAAUUUGCAUUCACUAUGUAUCUGUUUCCCAGUUUUACGAACUCUGGAACGAUCAGUGCCAUACGUAUAAUGAACUUUGUGUCUAAGUGACGUGACUGGUAGUCUUGCUUAUUCGAACAAACCUAGCCUUGUUGCGCCGCACGCUAAAAUUAGAAUAAAAUAAAUCUAAUAGCAAAAUAAAUCUGCAAAGUUUAGAAUUGCUUGCUGCGGUUUCCUGCUCUAACAUUUUUUUGCAAAAUUAGCAAGACUAAUACGCCAAUCUUUUGGUGAAUCGGUGACUGUCGGUCACUCUCCAAAGGGCAUCUCCGUGGCCCUGCAGUCAAGCGGCUGUGGAUCCGCCUUGGCCGGAUGCCUGUAUAAGCGUUGUUCGCAGCCAUGCAUCACCAUUGUUUUCCACUCCACUCAUUGUGUCGUUGCUGUCAUUGCUUACACUCAAAUUGUUUUAGCAUACUAUAGCGUAAGUUUUUACACGAAGGCCGGUUUUACACAUGCUUAAAUGUAAAACAACAGUUGACCUCUAGAUUGGUUGUAUGAUUCGGAGGAACAACAUAGUUUUCUCGAAUCCGAUCGACGACGAACUUUAGAACUUAAGUAGACAUGACCUUUGCUGUUAUUCUGUUGCCUGAUUUAACAGUUCGAUCGCUUGUUAUUGGUUCGCUUAGCAGCUCGCUCAUUUUAUCUCGGUCAGCCUGCAAAAUGUCAACAAUCGACAUUCAUAAACAGUUAGCCCGCAUCACCUCGAAGCGCUGCUUUCGCACUGGAGCUGACGCAGUUGGCGCAGAUAAAAAUGUCCUUGCAAAAGGAUAUUUUGACCAUAUGUAAAAAGAAAAUGGGGACAGCUUGUGAUAGAUGCAGCGUACGCUGUACCUGCACACAAUGUGGUUAUAUAAGACCAUGCGUGGUCAUGCGUUGUCAGCAAGUAGUAGUGAGGCGGCGAAACGCGUGUAAGUUGAAGGUUUGGAGUCGGAAGUCGAUCGAG